Molecule: messenger RNA, 1715 nt
Organism: Pseudopodoces humilis (Tibetan ground-tit)
Lineage: Eukaryota; Metazoa; Chordata; Aves; Passeriformes; Paridae
Product: sestrin-3-like
Biological process (GO): positive regulation of macroautophagy; cellular response to L-leucine; cellular response to leucine starvation
Cellular component (GO): nucleus
Molecular function (GO): L-leucine binding; oxidoreductase activity, acting on peroxide as acceptor
Source: RefSeq, a predicted model, not a curated record
GCCCCCCGUGCCUGCCGCGGUGCCGGCUCUGCGCUGCCGGCGGCUGCACCGGGCGGGGGCACCGGCACCGGGCACCGGGACUGCGCUCAGCUCAGCUCAGCUCGGCACGGCACGGCAGGGCACGGCACGGCAAGGCACGGGCUCACCAUGAUCGUGUGUCCCCAGAGCGUGGAGCACCCCCGAGGAAGCCGAUGCCAGCGGCUGCCGGGGCAGGUAGUGAAGAUGUCCAGCAGCGACCCCGAGUGCCCCCAGUUCCUCUUUGUGAAGGUGCUGGCAAGCCGAGGGCGGCUGGAGGCAGUGACCCAGCAGAUGGGCUACCACCCACAGUACCUUGACAGCUUCCUCAAGACACAGCACUACCUGAUGCACAUGGAUGGCCCCCUGCCCUUUGACUGCCGGCACUACAUCGCGAUCAUGGCAGCAGCCCGGCACCAGUGCCGGUACCUGGUGAACCUGCACGUGCUGCAGUUCCUGCGGGCAGGGGGUGACCCACAGUGGCUGCGCGGCCUCGAAUUCAUCCCCCCCAAACUCCGCAACCUCAAUGAGAUCAACAAGAUCCUGGCACACCGGCCAUGGCUCAUCACCAAGGAGCACAUUGAGAAGCUGCUGAAGAUCAGUGAGUGGAGCUGGUCACUGGCAGAGCUGGUGCAUGCCGUCGUCCUCCUGGCACACUGCCAUGCACUUGCCAGCUUUGUCUUCGGCUGUGGCUGUGAGCAGGACGAGGGGCUGGGGGGCCGAGGCUUGCUGAAGCCAUUGUCACUCGGGAACCAGUGCUUCUGCGAGGCCACUGCCGGCAACAGCUACAGCCAGGAGCUGCUGCGUAUCAACCGCAAGCGGUCCCUGGACUCUUGCAUGGAGCUGGACUCCCUCCGGGAACGCAUGCAGCGGAUCCAUGUGGAGACUGAGGGCAGGGACGAGAUGAGGCUGCUGCAGCAGGACCGAGAGGAAGGGCUCUCCCCUCUUGCAGAUACUGAUGGGGAAGUCACCAGUGCCACCAACCUUGCCUGCUAUAUGCAGGACCCUGACUUUGGAUACCAGGACUUUGCCCGGCGCGACGAGGAUCAGACACAGGUAUUCAGAGUCCAGGAUUACUCCUGGGAAGACCAUGGCUUCUCACUGGUCAACCGGCUCUACUCUGACAUUGGGCAUCUCCUGGAUGAGAAGUUUAGGAUGGUGGACGGUCUGCAAAGCAGUGCCAUAGCCAAGCGGCAGGGCUGUGAACCCUCUGUUUUCAAGCGUGGCAUCUGGAACUACAUCCACUGCAUGUUUGGCAUUAGGUACGAUGAUUAUGACUAUGCAGAAGUGAAUCAGCUCCUGGAGCGAAUGCUCAAAGUUUACAUUAAAACUGUCACCUGCUACCCAGAGAAGACAAACUCAGAAAUGUUUGACAGGUUCUGGAAGCAGUUCAAGCACAGUGAAAAGGUCCACGUGAACCUGCUCAUCCUGGAAGCCCGGAUGCAGGCAGAGCUGCUGUAUGCGUUGCAGGCCAUCACCCAGUACAUGAUCUCCUAGAUGGUGGGAGCUGUGCUGCGGCGGGGCCGGGCAGCCUCCUCUCUCCCUGAACUCGUGCGGGACCCGUCAUGCUGGGACCGACGGCGAGGGAUUUCUUGAUUUAGUUUACUUGACUGUAUUGUUCCUUUUUGUUGGUUCCCCCCCCAGCCUUGUGGGGGUCACUGAGUGGCCCUGUUACGUGCAAUUACCAAACUGUGAGGCAA